This is a messenger RNA of Malus domestica (apple), 543 nucleotides long. Its product is annotated as mavicyanin-like. NCBI's taxonomy places the organism in Eukaryota, Viridiplantae, Streptophyta, Magnoliopsida, Rosales, Rosaceae. Gene Ontology annotation, cellular component: plasma membrane. The record is from RefSeq and is a predicted model, not a curated record. Gene Ontology annotation, molecular function: electron transfer activity.
AUGUCUCUGCGAAACACUUCUACACUAAUUUUCUUCGUGAUGAUGGUGCUUUCUGGUGUUUGUGUUGGUGAUGUUUAUAGAGUUGGCGAUUCUGAUGGGUGGACAUCUCGAGGUCUCGUCAAUUACAACAAGUGGGCUUCAACGAAAGAGUUUCAUGUCGGCGAUACUCUCAUAUUUGCUUACAAUAGUCAGUUCCACAACUUGAUGCAAGUUACCAAGCAAGAUUUUGAAUCUUGCAAUACUACCGCUACGAUUGCAGUUUAUACCUCUGGUUCUGAUACCAUCACCCUUAAAAGGCCCGACCACUAUUACUUCCUUUGUGGUGCUCCCGGCCAUUGUCAAGCGGGACAAAAGAUUGAUGUCAAGGUUACCCUACCGAUACCACAAAGUUCACUAGCAAGUCCAAAGCCGGCGCCUCAUGGAUCAUUGUCCUCAGACUCUCAUCCAAGCUCAACUCCAAGCAGUGCUCAGACAAUUUAUUUUUCGAAGCUUGGGUUGGCCGUUACCACUCUUGUGUUAUGUCUUUUGAGUGUUGUAUUUUAG